AUGUCUGACGCCAGCAGCGCCGCUCCCCUCAUCGACAACGCCAUGGGCAACCAUCCGAAGCAACCGCCCUCGCGCCUCACCACCACAUCCAUCGCCGCCCUCUCCGCCAUCAAAAUCGCCCUCGGCGCAUCCUCCAUCCUCGCCCCACGCCUCGCCUACAGCCUCUUCCUCUUCGAGCUCAAGCCCAACGCCGUUGUCGUCGCGCGCCUCUUCGGCUCCAGCUGCGCGGCCCUCGGCGCCGCGACCUGGGCUCUCAACCGCCGCGUAUCUCGCACCACCGCCGCCGCCGCCGACGGCUCUUCCCCGAGCGGUGGCGGUGGUGGUGGCGGUCGCAACCUCGAGCUCGAGGCGGAGCGCCGCGCCGACCUCAAAAAGGUGGUCGCCUUCAACCUGGCCGCCGAUUCACUGGACGUGGUGAGCUGUGCCGUCGGGUACUCGGCGGGCAUGUACGGCCUGGGCGCCCUUGGCAUGCUGGGCGGAGGAUGUGCGGCCCUCGCGCUCCUGGGAGCUGUGGGUUUGAGCGGCCUUUAGUCCGUUCCGUCAGCAGCCGUGAUAGAUAUGCAUUGGCUUUCAGGCGAGACUUGACGUGUUCCGAGCGAGCUUUCGCGGGCCAUGGAACAAUUGCAUUGGCGG
Molecule: messenger RNA, 633 nt
Organism: Purpureocillium takamizusanense
Lineage: Eukaryota; Fungi; Ascomycota; Sordariomycetes; Hypocreales; Ophiocordycipitaceae
Exons: 1
Coding region: 1-531 (176 amino acids)
Source: RefSeq, a predicted model, not a curated record